This is a messenger RNA of Ophidiomyces ophidiicola, 1029 nucleotides long. RefSeq lists its product as uncharacterized. The transcript has a single exon. Lineage: Eukaryota; Fungi; Ascomycota; Eurotiomycetes; Onygenales; Onygenaceae. The coding region runs from base 1 to 1029 and encodes 342 amino acids. The record is from RefSeq and is a predicted model, not a curated record.
AUGAGUGAUAUCGUGGGCCUGACGGCCAAAGACAUCAUCAUGCAACCGAUAUCUACUUAUUGGGGCAGUGCUUUCUCUGCUGACGAGAAAGAUGAGCAGACUGUUCCUGGAUUUCCGGGAAUAAUCCUCAAAUGGAUUAAUUUUGAGAACGAGGUGAAGGAGAAUUUCAGGAAUAUCAGUUGGGAAAACUAUCCCACUGUACUUGCCUAUCGGCCCAGCGGCAAUGCAACCAAUCUGAAAAUACCAGACCACUUCAUAUGUGGCAGUCGUGUGUCUAUUCUAAAUAGGUGGGUUGAACAUGCGCUCCGUCCAGUCUCAGCAGUGGGCAGGGUUAUGGGCUUUGGAACUGUUUUUGGGGACUGGAAAGCGACAAACAAGUCUUUUUUCCGUUUUUCUGGGAAUUACCAAGGAAAUUCAACCAUCCAGAGUCCCUACCCCGACCUUGCUCUCAUCGUGGAGAGUAACCGAGAGCCGCGUAUGAUCGGCAUGGUUGAAGCGCCGUGGGAUUAUAACUUCCAAGAGAUAUGGGGAUCGUUUGCACAUGCUCAUAGUGCAGCUCCUAUUGAGCAGGUGCUUGGUAUGUACUACUUCUGUGAUAGUGUGUUGCUAUUUAACUUACCAAAGAACCAACAUCUAGCCCGAAUCAGCACGUAUAUGAUUGAGCUCGGUUUGAUCUACGGAUUUCUAACCAAUUACGACUACACUUUCUUCCUGAAGAGGAGCCCCAUCGGUAGCGAAGAAGUCAUUUAUUGCUCGAAGCCGAUAUCUCACACUGCGUCUCAACUUACUGGAGAUGCGAUAUCAGUUCGUCAAGCUUUAAUGUUUCUUCAGUGUUCCGUCCAAGGAGAAGAGUCUUCGUGGUACGCUAAGAGUGUGCCUCGAAACCUUGUUGCGGGCGGACAGGAAGUAGUUAUGCCUGAACAACUGAGUGAACUGCCGGAGGAAUUUCCUCCAGAUGAUCGUUGGAUAGAAGACUGGAUCAAUUUCGAGGCACAUAUCCAAGAAUAUGGCCUUUGUGAAUCUCCGUAG